CAAACGAAAACAACCGAGAUUUCACCCAAGUGCAAUGUCGGAACUGAAGGUGAAAACAAACCAGAUGGAACUUCUGCCUCUAAUGGGAAAACUUUGACUGAAGAAGGAAAAAGGACAAAUUUAAAGACUGAUGGAAGGCAGCCUACUGAAUUAGACAAUAAUUCAAACGAAAAAACAAGAUUGGAAAAAGAGACAAAGCAACCGGGAUCUAACGAAAUUUCGCAAAAGUCCAAUGUCGGAACUAAUUGUGAAAUUAAACCAGAUGAAACGUCUGCCUCUAAUGGGAAAACUUUGAGUGCAGAAGAGAAAGUGCUGAGUCUAGAGUCUGAUGGAAGGCAGCCUGCUGAAACAGACAAAAAUUCAAACGGAGAAACGAAAUUGGAAAAAGAGACAAAGAACCAAAUUGAGAAGGCGCAUACCGGAGAUGAUACACGGGCACAUGCAAACAACGAAACAGAUGGUCAAAGAAGCCCUUUCAGUUCGAUCGGAGACGGAAUUGACGUUGUGUUCCACAUUCUUAUCCCAACAAGUAUUAUUUCGAAUAGCGAAAAGGUGUUCCUAAUCGUAGGUUUAAAAGAAUAUGGGGGUUGGAAGAGUAGACAAAAUGAGUUACAUCUUGUAAGCAAAAGAACUGACUAUGCCGAAAUGCAUAUAACUUUGAAAAUGAGAAGGUUUGAACUUGAACGCUAUAUUUACUACAAGUAUGCAGUGGCGAGUAAUAGUAAUACGGAAGACUUAUGUGAAUGGGAAAACUACCACUGUCAUUCACAUAUUAACAAGCACAACAACAGAACAUUAUAUGUACCAUCACGUAUGAGUUCAAAUAAAGGCAAGUAUGCAAGUGGUUGGCCGUUGUGAUGAAAGUACCGAGAUAAGACACAUUUUUAAAGCAAGCCUGUAAAACCCAUCUAAACUGAAUAAAACGUCAUACAUAUCUUCACAAUAAGUGAAGGUUCAAUACCACUUGUAAUUCUCUAUAUUAAAUUUUGUCAAUGUUUGCACUAAGACAAUAUUCAAUAAAAGUCCAGUUACUAUAGACGUUACCACUAAUAGAAACUUUAUUCAUGUCUGCCAAUGUUUGAUUACUUAUUCUUGCAUUUAUAGGACGACUUGGGCUUCCGUUGAUAGUACCCAUGUCGGCACCCCAUGCCAGAUGACUCUCGUUCUUUACGAGACAAAUAACUAUUCGUGCAUAGAUUAUGUAUUGUUCAUGUAAAUUUCGAUAAAAAUCAAAUGCCUUGAUAGUUGCUGUCAUUUUCUUUUCAGUAUAUUUUUCGAUUUAAAGUAGAACGUUUUACAAAAUAACAAACAAAAAAAAACAAAAA
This is a messenger RNA of Mercenaria mercenaria, 1325 nucleotides long. RefSeq lists its product as uncharacterized. NCBI's taxonomy places the organism in Eukaryota, Metazoa, Mollusca, Bivalvia, Venerida, Veneridae. The record is from RefSeq and is a predicted model, not a curated record. The transcript is spliced from 5 exons. The annotation marks the transcript as partial.